Molecule: messenger RNA, 1689 nt
Organism: Closterium sp. Yama58-4
Lineage: Eukaryota; Viridiplantae; Streptophyta; Zygnematophyceae; Desmidiales; Closteriaceae
Source: the annotation of a GenBank genome assembly
AUGCCGAAGCCGUGCGAAGCGUGUCAAUCGAGCGCGGCUUUAAUCUUUUGCAGAGCCGACUCGGCGUACCUUUGUCUGGCGUGCGACGGCAAGGUGCAUGGCGCGAACAAGCUCGCCUCUCGCCACGAGCGCGUGUGGGUCUGCGAAGUCUGCGAAAUGUCACCGGCCGCGGUAACCUGCAAAGCCGACGCUGCGGCUCUUUGUGCAACGUGCGACGCUGACAUUCACGAGGCGAACCCACUCGCGAAUCGCCACGAGCGCGUUCCGGUCGUCCCGUUCUACGAGUGCCCUUCGUCCAUCAAAAGCUGUAAACCGGCCUGCGUCCAGCCCGCCGCGUUUCUUGGCGCAAAUGCCGCCGCAGAGUUCGCGUCGCCUUCUGAGGAGCAAGAGGAGCUAAUCUCGAGACAAGGACAAGCGCUGCCGCAAUCAACGGCGGCAAACGCGGCCGUCUCGAGGAAAGGAGUGGAGAAGGAGGUAGAGGAAGAGGAAGACGAGGAAGCGGAAGAGGAGACGCCGAGCACCGAGGCGGGUGGUCGAAACGCUAAUUGGCUCUACCCCCUCCAUUCCCACCUCUACCCUCACCACUCAGCCGCGUCUGCUGCACCGCGAAUGCUCCCGCCGCACAUGCCGCUGCACAUGCCGCCGUUUAUGGCUCCGUAUAUGGCGCAGCAUAUGCAAAUGGCCGGCACUGUGCCUCCGCGGCCGAUGGUACCGUCGCCUUACUUCCCCUACGCGCACCUCCCACCGCACAUGCCGUCGCAAAUGCCGCUGCACAUGCCACCGCACAUGUCGCCGCACAUGCCGCCGCAUUAUCCGGCCUCGCCGCACGUCCCCUCCACGCUUCCCCUCCUCCACCGUCCGGCACACGCGGCGCAACAUCCCGCUACUAAAUAUCCCAAAACGGAGGCUGCUGACGUGUCAGAUCUCCUGUUUGACGUGGAUCCGUUCCUCGAUCUCGAGCAGUACGGCGGUGGCGACCGCAGCGUGACGCCCGUCGACGCGAAACUAGCCUCAGCGAAACCGCCGGCGCAAUCCGCGGUGCCUAAGAAGGCCAUUGAAGAGAGCAUGGUGGUGCCGGUGCAAUCCCAAGACGAAGGCGCCUCGGCCGUGGCUGCCGACACGCACCUCGUUCCUAGCAGCAGACAGGCCGCCGACUCCGCCGCGACCGCCGCCGCGUUUGACGUCAGCGCUACGUCGUCAUCACGCGCGGGUCACCCCGCUUCGGAAAGCCCCGUCGUGCUGCGCGCCUCCUCGUCUCUCCCCUCCGCGUCGUCACUCCCCUCCGCUUCCCCGCUCCCCCCCGCCUCCCCCUUCUCCCCCUCGACCUUCUCUUGCCCGGGCCCUCUCCACCCGCUUGCGCGCGAGGCGCGCGUGAUGCGGUACCGCGAAAAGCGCAAGGCGCGGCGGUUCGAGAAGACAAUCCGCUACGCGUCGCGGAAGGCGUACGCGGAAAGCCGCCCGCGUGUGAAAGGGAGAUUCGCAAAGCGCACGGAGAUGGAGGAGGGCGGCGCGGGCUCUCCUGCCUUCGAGGCAGCAGUCAACGCGGUCAACGGGGUCAACGGAGCAGAUGCGUGCGGGAGCUUUGAGGGCGCGGAAGGAGAGCAGUUUAAAAUCGAGGAGGGGGUGGCGUGCGAUCUUGAUUUUGCGCUCGCUGACGCUCCCUUCACCAUGAUCCCCGCUUUCCUUUGA